Myzus persicae (green peach aphid) is the source of this 1939-nucleotide messenger RNA. RefSeq names its product bifunctional lycopene cyclase/phytoene synthase-like. Gene Ontology annotation, molecular function: intramolecular lyase activity. Bases 157 to 1926 code for a protein of 589 amino acids. The record is from RefSeq and is a predicted model, not a curated record. The transcript is spliced from 4 exons. Lineage: Eukaryota; Metazoa; Arthropoda; Insecta; Hemiptera; Aphididae. Gene Ontology annotation, biological process: biosynthetic process.
GUAUAUGAACCAUGCAAAGUUUAGUUUCUCUUUGCUUGCAGCUAACGAAAUUCAAAAAACUCCAAAACUCGAAAUUGUUUUAAUUUUGUCGUUUGUUCUUUUGAUUUUAUAGUAGUUUAUUAUUUAUCACUUUUCGUAAACCGUCAUCGACGCAUCAUGUUGACCUACAUUGGCGCCCAUCUAUCGUACACUCUACCAGUGAUCGGUGUCUUAACUUUAAUAACUCGGCCGUUUAUCAAUCGAUUGGAAAUUUUUAAAAUCGGAUUUAUAAGCGUUUUAGCUGUUCUCUACACGAUACCGUGGUACAGCUAUUUUGUAUACAAUCACGGGGCCAAGACAUAUUCGCCCGGGGCUGUUCUAGCCGUCGUCGGAAAUGUACCCGUCGAGGAGUACAUGUUCGUCGUCAUGCAAACCGUUCUGACUUCGUUGUGGGCCUUGAUGUUCGUCCAGUGGUCGACUCCGUGCUUGAACUUCAACUACGACAAACGCAGUUACCAGUUGAUUCGUUGGUUACCCAUAUCUUUGUUGACCGUGGUCACGGCGGUCGGUUACGCGAUGGCCGCGCGGGGACAAGAGACCUUCUACUUGGGAUCCAUGAUGUGCUGGGCGUCCCCGGCAAUCGCGCUCAUGUGGUACGGAGCCGGAAAUUUUUUUGUGAAAAAGAUCAUACCGUCGUCGAUUGCGAUCGCGGGCCCUACGUUGUACAUGUGUUGGGUUGAUCGAAUGACCGUCGACGACGACGGCAACAACGACUCAGGCAAGUUGAUGCCGGAAGAAGCGCUGUUUUCCUUCAUCACGAACCUGAUGGUCGUCCUGGCGGGUUCGUCCUACGACAAGGCGUACGGUAUGAUCGUCACGUAUUCGUUGGAUUUCCCACACCAGUUCAGCAUUAGUUGUAAGUUCGUUCGACAGAUGUUAAGAGCAUUCUUGACAUCGGAAUAUGCUACGCCUUCUGACGUGACACGAGAUAUUAAGACAAGCGUUAAGGUCUUGAGCACUUCGAAUGCGUUUGGUACAUCCAAUUAUUUAUUCCAUGCCGGUAUUCGAUUGGAUUUAAUAAUAUUGUACGCAUUUUGCCGUGUAACGGACGAGAUGUUUGAUACCAGGUCAGAUGAGAAAAAGAAAAAAGUCAAAUUAGAGUUAUCCAAACAAUUUAUCAGUGAAAUUUUUGCUGACAGAAAAUCGGAUUAUGAUGUAAAAAAAACACCCCAAGAAGUGAAAAUUGAUUGGAAAAAAUACGAAACCGAGUUCACCGAUGUCGAAUUAGCAUCUUAUCGUGCAGUGUCUAGAAUCGCAUUUUUUUUACCCCGUAAACCAUUCGAAGAGUUAUUCGCUGGUUACCAAUGGGAUCUUGAGUUCACAUUAGUUCGAAACGAAAAAGAUUUGAUGUUAUACACCAGCUAUGUAGCCGGAAGCAUUGGCGCAAUGUGCCUUUAUGUAAUAAUGUACAGAUAUGGUAAUGACAUGAAUGAGCUCGUCGACAAUGCCGAUUAUUUGACUAAACACGCGUACAAAAUAGGGCAAGGCUUACAACUCGUGAAUAUUGCUCGGGACCUCGUAAGCGACAGCGAAUCUCUGGGUCGGUGUUAUUUUCCAGCUGAAUACAUGGACGACGAAAAAGAAGAUUUACGGAUCCUACGUCAAGAAAAAAAUCCCAGGUCUUUGGGAAAUAAGAAGUUGAAGAAAUACUCUUCGAAAAUGAUACAGUUGGCUAACAAACAACAAUUCGAAUCAGUGGGUGCUAUCAAAUAUUUGCCACAAGAUUUAAUAGGUUCAGUUCUAGCAUCUACUGAAAUGUACCGAGGGCUGAUUAAGGCGAUACAGUCGUGCCCGACUUAUCCGACCAGAGCGUCGUUACCAAAAUUGAGUAAAUUAUUAAUAGUACUCAAUACUCUUUACAUUAAAAGCAUCCAAUACAUUUUUUAAGUGGAUUUAAAAG